Molecule: messenger RNA, 1661 nt
Organism: Spea bombifrons (plains spadefoot toad)
Lineage: Eukaryota; Metazoa; Chordata; Amphibia; Anura; Pelobatidae
Product: probable acyl-CoA dehydrogenase 6
Exons: 10
Coding region: 139-1434 (431 amino acids)
Biological process (GO): fatty acid beta-oxidation using acyl-CoA dehydrogenase
Molecular function (GO): acyl-CoA dehydrogenase activity; flavin adenine dinucleotide binding
Source: RefSeq, a predicted model, not a curated record
CAUCGCAGUCACGUGACCAGAACUGACUUGCCCUUUUAAUCCCUGUGCAUGGAGGCGAUCCUGCUCCUUCAGCAACCCAACUUCUUAUAGUAUUUACUCCCAGGCAUUGUCGCAGUGACUUUUGCAGACUCGCGGACUAUGGCUCUGAGGCUGUGCAGCUCCCUCCAGAUGAGGUUAUCCGGAAAAGGAGCUCUGUUUGCUGGCAGGAGCUGUGGAGCGGUGACCGGGUUCUUCUCACAGACAGCUGCUGCCAGUCAAUUAGCCAGCCAUACGGGGCAUUCAUUAUUCACCCCAGAGCACCAGGCAAUAAGGGAGUCCGUGAGAAAGAUUAUAGACACUGAAAUUAACCCUUAUGUGGAGCAAUGGGAAGAAGCUGAACAGUUUCCAGCACACCAUGUCUUCAAGAUACUUGGCCAGGCUGGGAUUUUAGGCGUGAGUAAACCGACAGAAUAUGGUGGAAUGGGUUUGGAUUUCUCCUAUAGUAUUGCAGUGGCUGAGGAACUUGGACACAUACGUUGUGGGGGAAUACCUAUGGCUAUCGGAGUCCAGUCUGAUAUGGCUACACCAGCUCUUGCAAGGUUUGGCAGUGAUGAACUAAAACGUCAGUUCCUAGCACCGACUAUAGCAGGCAAUCUUGUUGCAUGUCUUGGAGUUAGUGAAGCAGGAGCCGGAUCUGACGUGGCAAGUAUCAAGACCAAUGCUGUUAAAAAGGGUGAUGAUUAUGUCAUUAAUGGUAGUAAGAUGUGGAUCACGAACGGUUGCCAAGCCGAUUGGAUGUGUUUGCUUGCCAAUACAAAUACUGGGCCUUCUCAUAAAAAUAAAUCGCUAAUCUGCCUACCCAUGAAAACACCUGGUGUCCAAAUUACCAAGAAAAUCAAAAAGAUUGGAAUGAAGUCAUCCGACACAGCUCAGAUAUUCUUUGAAGAUGUCAGAGUUCCAAGUAAAUAUUUGAUUGGGGAGGAAGGAAUGGGUUUCAUGUAUCAGAUGUUGCAAUUCCAGGAGGAACGCAUGUGGGGAGUAGCCAAUGUUCUUACUCCAAUGGAAAACGUCAUAGAAGAAACCAUCAAAUACACAAGAGACAGAAAGAUCUUCAAUCAACCAGUAUUAAACAAUCAAGUUGUUCAUUUUCGCUUAGCAGAACUGGCAACAGAGGUCGAGUUACUUCGGUCAUUGCUGCACCGUACAGUUGGGAUGUACAUUGAAGGAAAUGAUGUAACCAAAUUUGCCUCAAUGGCCAAAUUAAAAGCUGGUCGGCUAGUGCGGGAAGUAAGUGAUAGCUGUCUCCAGUUCUGGGGAGGAAUGGGUUUCACAGAUGAAGUCCUUGUAAGCAGAUUUUAUAGAGACUCAAGACUUUUGUCCAUAGGAGCUGGAGCAGAUGAAGUCAUGCUCUCAAUCAUAUGCAAAUUUAUGGGAACGCUUCCAAGCAAAAAAUAAAUCCUUGUAAUAUUGUUAAAAUCCUAACAGAAAAGUUACAAGAUCAACUUUAUGCAAUUACCAAAAUGCUAUAACAAAAAAUCCAAUACAAAUGUAAUUUAAGUACUCUAUAAUUUUCAGUAUGUCAACAAAAUAUUGUUCUUCUCUAUUUCUUGUGGUUUGAUAUUGAUAUUAAUAUUGUUUUGGAAUAAAAUGGAUUUGAAUAAACAAUUACUUAUCAAUUGUAA